GAGACAAUAGGGAGUUCCCUGACAGGCUGCAACAAGUUGGCUACGUCACUUCCGCAAUCUGCGAGUGGCUUCGGGUCGCUUCCGGUCCUGAGUCACGGUGAAGCGAAGAAUGGCUCCGCCGGCAGAAUACAAAGCGGCUGCGGACGGGAUGGAGCAGAUGGAGAUGGACGAGUCCCGUGGAGGAACUGGUCUGCGUCAGUAUUACUUAUCCAAGAUUGAAGACCUGCAGCUCGUUGUCAAUGAUAAGAGUCAGAAUCUGAGGCGCCUGCAAGCGCAGAGGAAUGAACUGAACGCUAAAGUGCGGCUACUGAGAGAGGAGCUGCAGCUGCUUCAAGAGCAGGGAUCCUACGUAGGAGAAGUGGUCAGAGCUAUGGACAAGAAGAAAGUGUUGGUCAAGGUUCACCCGGAGGGGAAGUUUGUUGUGGAUGUUGAUAAGAAUAUUGACAUCAAUGAUGUUACACCAAACUGUCGAGUUGCUUUGCGCAAUGACAGUUACACACUACAUAAAAUUCUGCCCAACAAGGUGGACCCCUUAGUGUCUCUGAUGAUGGUGGAGAAAGUCCCAGACUCCACGUAUGAGAUGAUCGGUGGCUUGGAUAAACAAAUCAAGGAGAUCAAGGAGGUCAUUGAACUGCCCGUGAAACACCCAGAGCUCUUUGAAGCAUUGGGUAUAGCACAGCCCAAGGGUGUGUUGCUGUAUGGACCUCCAGGUACUGGAAAGACACUUCUGGCUCGUGCUGUGGCCCAUCACACAGACUGCACAUUUAUACGAGUGUCUGGCUCCGAACUGGUGCAGAAGUUCAUCGGAGAGGGUGCUCGUAUGGUGCGUGAACUCUUUGUUAUGGCUCGGGAACAUGCUCCCUCCAUUAUCUUUAUGGACGAAAUCGAUUCGAUUGGGUCGUCGCGGCUCGAGGGGGGCUCGGGAGGAGACAGCGAGGUCCAGCGCACAAUGCUUGAGCUGCUUAAUCAACUGGACGGAUUUGAGGCAACAAAGAACAUAAAGGUAAUCAUGGCAACUAACAGAAUUGAUAUAUUGGACUCUGCUCUGCUGCGCCCAGGUCGCAUUGACAGGAAGAUUGAGUUCCCACCUCCUAAUGAAGAGGCCCGUCUGGACAUUUUGAAGAUUCACUCAAGAAAAAUGAACUUGACGCGUGGGAUCAACCUGCGCAAAAUAGCAGAACUGAUGCCCGGGGCAUCAGGGGCUGAAGUGAAGGGGGUGUGCACAGAGGCGGGAAUGUAUGCUCUCCGUGAGAGGCGGGUUCACGUCACACAAGAGGACUUUGAAAUGGCUGUAGCAAAGGUGAUGCAGAAGGACAGUGAGAAGAACAUGUCCAUUAAGAAGCUGUGGAAGUGAUUUUUUUUGGUUCCCAUCCUGUGUUCUACAGUUUGCUUCCAGCUGAAGAUGUCAGUCUAUUAUAUGGGAGCAUGGCUCAUUAAACCCACAAGAUUCAACAGAAGAAUCAUCACCAACUCCUAUCAUCUACAGAUCUUCAAGCCCACGGCUUUCCAGUAGUUUUGGCUAACGGGAAUGCCACAACUAGGGAUGCACCGAAUCCAUUAAUUUGGAUUCGGCCAAAACCCUGAAUCCUUUGUGAAAGAUGCAGCCGAAUACCGAAAUUGCACAUGUAAAUUGGAAGUGGAAAACAUUUUUUUACUUCCUUGUUUUGUGACGUGAUUUCCCGCCCGACCCUAAUUUGCAUAUGCAAAUUAGGGUUUGGCCUGGGAGAAGGAUUCGACCGAAUCUGAAUCCUGCCGAAAAAACUAAUCCUGGAUUUGGCGCAUCCCUAGUAAUUUCCCUCCCCGCCCCUAAUUUGCAUAUGCAGAUUUGGUUCGGCCGAAUCCUGAAUUCAGUGCAUCCCUAGCCACAACUCAAUUAUUCUAGGAGGCCACACCGUCUGUAGAAAUUAGACGACUCCAUUGGGCAUUUAGUACGACGGGAUUUUUUUGUUUUGUAACUGAUGUGUAUGUUAUCUCGUAAAAAAAAUAAAUAAAU
Messenger RNA from Xenopus laevis (African clawed frog), 1993 nucleotides. RefSeq names its product proteasome 26S subunit, ATPase 5 S homeolog (gene psmc5.S). Gene Ontology annotation, cellular component: nucleus; cytoplasm. The record is from RefSeq and is a predicted model, not a curated record. NCBI's taxonomy places the organism in Eukaryota, Metazoa, Chordata, Amphibia, Anura, Pipidae. The transcript has 12 exons. Gene Ontology annotation, molecular function: ATP hydrolysis activity; ATP binding. Bases 110 to 1354 code for a protein of 414 amino acids.